Messenger RNA from Gossypium raimondii (Peruvian cotton), 973 nucleotides. RefSeq lists its product as uncharacterized. The transcript is spliced from 3 exons. NCBI's taxonomy places the organism in Eukaryota, Viridiplantae, Streptophyta, Magnoliopsida, Malvales, Malvaceae. Bases 142 to 558 code for a protein of 138 amino acids. The record is from RefSeq and is a predicted model, not a curated record.
CAUUACACAAAUCUUGGGUUGCUAACACUGUUUCACUCAGCUGUCCCAUUCUUCCGCCCCGUUUCUCUUUUUCUCUCUCACCAACCAUAGCCUAAUCUCACUCCCUCAGCACUUGCUUUUUCCUUCUUCCUUUCUUUAAAAAUGCCAAUCAACAGAGACCCUUCUAGUCCCCCGCCUAUGAUCGGCAAGAUCGGUCCCUACACUGUCUUCGUUACCCCACCUUCUACCCCUACCCCCACUGAACCUCCUGUUUUUCAGUCUCCUCAGAAGGCGGUCGCGCCUCCUGCUCCUGCUCCUCCUCCGGUCCGACCGCCGCCUCAACAGUUUGAUAAGUCUUUUGUUGCGUCCGAUUCUGAUGGCUCCAUUCUGGGUUUUUUCAGGAAUGCUGCAUUUAAAGUCCAAAAUGCUCAUUCAAGCUUGGAUGACCAUUUAGCUCGCUGGUUUGGCUUAAAUCAGUCCAAGUAUCAGUGGGCACUGGACGAUUAUUACGAGAGCAAGGGAUUUGAAAAGGAAGGUGUAAAAGUGAAAGAAAUAUCAAGCAAAAUGCAAAGUGUGUAGCAUGCUUUUUGUGCUGGUAAUGAGAUAUUUGAAGUCCCUCUUUUAUCUUCCUCUGUUUCUGUUUCCCCCUUCUAAUGUUAUUAUUAUGUAUCUAAUGAGAAUGUUUUAAUCACGGUGCAUAUUGUUAUUCUGCUGAACUUGCACCGAGAAUGGUUGUUGUGUAUCCUUUUUGUAUUAUAUCUAUAUAUACUUUACGUAUGGAAUGGCCAAAAGACAUUUGGAUUCCUGAAGCGAUCUUUGUUGGCAUCUUUGGACUGUUGAUCAGAGAAGCUAACUGAGCUUGUUUGUGUACUAGGAUAGGGGUCAUGUUGUGUCCUCACAAUGUCAAUUUCUAGCGUUGAGAUCAUUAUCAACUGUCGAGGACAUGCUCUUAUGUAUUGUAUUCUUAUUUUAUUAAAAGCAGUAAUUUUUAGCA